AUGAUCAUUAAUAUAUUUCCUACCUUCUAUCUCCCCGCCCCAUUCUCCCGCUUUCCAUCACUCCGCCUCAUUCUCCCUCUUUCCAUCGCCCCGCCCCAUUCUCCCUCUUUCCAUCGCCCCGUCCCAUUCUCCCGCUUUCCAUCUCCCCGCCCCAUUCUCCCGCUUUCCAUCACCCCGCCCCAUUCUCCCGCUUUCCAUCACCCCGCCCCAUUCUCCCGAUUUCAAUCACCCCGCCCCAUUCUCCCGCUUUCCAGCAGCCCGCCCCAUUCUCGCGCUUUCCAUCACCCCGCCCCAUUCUUCCGCUUUCCAUCACCCCGCCCCAUUCUCCCGCUUUCCAUCACCCCGCCCCAUUCUCCCGCUUUCCAUCACCCACCCCCAUUCUCCCGCUUUCCAUCACCCCGCAUCAUUCUCCCUCUUUCCAUCGCCCCGCCCCAUUCUCCCUCUUUCCAUCGCCCCGCCCCAUUCUCCCGCUUUCCGUCUCCCCGCCCCAUUCUCCCGCUUUCCAUCACCCCGCCCCAUUCUCCCGCUUUCCAUCACCCCGCCCCAUUCUCCCGCUUUCAAUCACCCCGCCCCAUUCUCCUGCUUUCCAGCAGCCCGCCCCAUUCUCCCGCCUUCCAUCACCCCGCCCCAUUCUCCCGCUUUCCAUCACCCCGCCCCAUUCUCCCGCUUUCCAUCACCCCGCCACAUUCUCCCGCUUUCCAUCACCCCGCCCCAUUCUCCCGCUUUCCAUCACCCCGCCUCAUUCUCCCUCUUUCCAUCGCCCCGCCCCAUUCUCCCUCUUUCCAUCGCCCCGCCCCAUUCUCCCGCUUUCCAUCUCCCCGCCCCAUUCUCCCGCUUUCCAUCACCCCGCCCCAUUCUCCCGCUUUCCAUCACCCCGCCCCAUUCUCCCGCUUUCAAUCACCCCGCCCCAUUCUCCCGCUUUCCAUCACCCGGCCCAUUCUCCCGCUUUCCAUCACCCCGCCCCAUUCUCCCUCUUUCCAUCACCCCGCCCCAUUCUCCCUCUUUCCAUCACCCCGCUCCAUUCUCCCUCUUUCCAUAACCCCGCCCCAUUCUCCCUCUUUCCAUCACCCCGCCCCAUUCUCCCUCUUUCCAUCACCCCGCCCCAUUCUCCCUCUUUCCAUCAACCCGCCCCAUUCUCCCGCUUUCCAUCACCCCGCCCCAUUCUCCCUCUUUCCAUCACCCGCCCCAUUCUCUCUCUUUCCAUCACCCUGCCCUAUUCUCCCUCUUUCCAUCACCCCGCCCCAUUCUCCCGCUUUCCAUCACCCUGCCCCAUUCUCCCGCUUCCCAUCACCCCGCCUCAUUCUCCCGCUUUCCAUCACCCCACCCCAUUCUCCCGCUUUCCAGCACCCCGCCCCAUUCUCCCGCUUUCCAUCACCCCGCCCCAUUCUCUCGCUUUCCAUCACCCCGCCCCAUUCUCCCUCUUUCCAUCACCCCGCCCCAUUCUCCUGCUUUCCAUCACCCGCCCCAUUCUCCCGCUUUCCAUCACCCCGCCCCAUUCUCCCGCUUUCCAUCACCCCGCCUCAUUCUCCCGCUUUCCAUCACCCCGCCACAUUCUCCCGCUUUCCAUCACCCCGCCCCAUUCUCCCUCUUUCCAUCACCCCGCCCCAUUCUCCCUCUUUCCAUCGCCCCGCCCCAUUCUCCCGCUGUCCAUCUCCCCGCCCCAUUCUCCCGCUUUCCAUCACCCCGCCCCAUUCUCCCUCUUUCCAUCACCCCGCCCCAUUCUCCCGCUUUCCAUCACCCCGCGUUUUGGGGGUAUGGGCGCUCGUUUCGAGCGUUUUUCUUCCGCCGGACGACGGAGAUGGCGCGGGGUCUUCCGCGCGCCACCAGCCAGCGCAGGAGCCGCGCAGAGUGGGAUGCGGGAAGGGGAUAAACUGGCGGGACGGGGACUCGGACGACGAGCGGGAGCGGGAGGCGCAGGCGAUGCGCGAGGGGAAGAAGCGGCGGCACGGAGAAGCGCAGGGAGCGGGCGGAGAGAAGGAGGAGGAUGAGGAGGAGGGGAAGGAGCCAUUGGGCGAGUAUGAGAGCUACGCGCAAGACUGCAUCACCAUUCUGCUGGUGCGGGGAGUGGAGGAUGUGGAGAGGGAGGAGCGUGGCGAGGGCAGUGUGAAGUGCUGCCCUGAGUACGUGCACCAGAUGUUCGGGGACGAUGGCAUCGUGUACGGUUACAAGGACCUGCAGGUGGACAUAUGGAUGCAUGCAUGCACCUUCCUCACCUUCAUCGACAUCUCCUACUCGCAUGAAUUGCCCAAGACGAAGAAGAAGGCGAAGAAGCAGGCAAGCGAUCACAGGGAGCCUCAUGACAUCCAUGCCAUUUUCAAGUCGCUCUUCCCCCAGGGCUUCAUGACGUCAAGGGAGGAGUUCGUUACAGCCCUUCCUCUCCAACCCCAGCUCUUUCAGGACAUGGUGUCAAAGCACGCAACAGUGGAGCAGCCAUGGCAGCAGGUGAAGCAGAAAGGCAGCGGGGGAGAGAGCACAGAAGAUGGAAAGGAGGGAAGUAAAGGAGCGGCAAAAGCAGCAGAUAAUGGUGACAAAGGUGGUGGCGCUGCUGAUGAUACAAAAGCGGCUGCUGAGUGUGAGGUGGUAACCAUGGACCUAUCACAGCAGUGUGUGCGGGACUGGCAUGCGCGCAUGCAGCCUCUCGUCAAGUUCUUCAUUGACAACGGGCAGCCUAUCGACAGCACGGACCCUCUCUGGACGCUCUCAGUCGUUCUGCAACAACCCGCUGCCCCUUUCUCUUCCCCUCCUCUCUCUGCCACUGCUGCUGCUGCAUCUUCUCCCUCUGAUGCAAAGGCGGGUGCAGCAGCAUCAGUGAAGGGAGAGAGCGAGGUAGUGGUGGUGGGGUUCUGCACUAUCUACUCCUUCUACCACCACCCCAACAGCUCGCGGCUUCGUCUCAGCCAGAUCCUAGUGCUGCCACCAUACCAGGCCAUGGGGCACGGGUCGCGGCUGUUGAACCAGGUGCACGCCAUGGCAUGCCGAGUGCAUGCAUAUGACAUCACUGUGGAGGACCCAUCUGACGAUCUGCAGCAGCUAAGGGAGGCCCUUGACUGUGUGCGCCUGCUCGCCCUGCCUUCUGCUGCUGCUGCCGUGCAGUCGGCUGUUUCGCGAGUCACUGGGUUUGUUAGUGCUCGCUUGCCCACCACUGCCGCUCCUCCUGCUGCUGGUGAUAGUGCUGGUGGUGCUGGCGGUGAUGGUGGUGGUGGGGGUGAGGGAGAGGAGGAGAAGGAGUGCAAGGAAGGGGAGCAGGGCUCGGAGGAGAAGAAGCAAGAGGGGGGCAGAAAAAGCGAUGCAGAGGCAGGAGGAACAAAGGGUGGGGACGGAGGAAACAGCGAGGAUGGUGAGGAGGGCGGGGAGGAGGACGAGGAGGAGAGCAGCGAGGAGAUAACAGCAAUGGAGUCCCUGCUGGUGCUGCCCCACAGCAUGGCAGAAGAUGCAAGGGAGAAGCUGCACCUGAACAGGAAGCAGGUGGAGCGGUGCUGGGAGGUCCCAGUGACUGAUGCUGCACCAGAGGAGGGCAAGGAAGAGGGCAAGCGAAGGAUAAUCAGCGGAACAGGGGAAGGGAAAGGUGGUGAGAGUGAGCGUGAGAGAGUGAGUUCGGACCGGGUGGUUGUUGCUGGGGAUGGAAACUCCAGGAGUGUGGAGGUUUUCCGGAGUGUGGAGGAGGAUGAGGCGAUAAAGAAGGCUCUUUUGGAGCUUGUUGCGGAUAGGGAGGAACAGGUGGUGGCUGCAGCAGGUCUUGUGCAGAAAUUUCAGAAGAGAGUGGGGGUAGCAGAAGGUGCAGCGAUAGUUUCAGCAGGAGCAGGUGCUGCUGUGUGA
Molecule: messenger RNA, 3816 nt
Organism: Closterium sp. Naga37s-1
Lineage: Eukaryota; Viridiplantae; Streptophyta; Zygnematophyceae; Desmidiales; Closteriaceae
Source: the annotation of a GenBank genome assembly